This is a messenger RNA of Moneuplotes crassus, 1345 nucleotides long. Lineage: Eukaryota; Ciliophora; Spirotrichea; Euplotida; Euplotidae. The record is from the annotation of a GenBank genome assembly.
UAUAGAACAGAUUAAAAAUGGUUUUAUGUUGAGAUUCAGAAAACUCUCUACAACUAUUUAUCUUAGGCUUAAUGUGGACAGUAGGUAUCUUCACGAUGCUUAUGCCUGCGAUGGAGAUAGCUGGUGUUAAAUAUAGUUAUGAUUCUCUCAGAUAUAGCAUGCCAAGAGAAACAACAAUGUGCUAUUCAGAUAUAGAUUUCUGGCUACAAACCUGAAAAUCACCAGGAUAUUUACCUAUUUGGCAGCAAAAAGACCUUGAGAAGCUAUACAUUUUUAGCAAUAUAGCAAUGUUCAUUAUCUUUAUGUUUGAUUUCAGUCAAUCUAAACUUACAUCUCGAGCAACAAAAAGCUAUCUUUCAAAUUUCUUGAUAUUCAUAAUGUUUUACACCAGCAAUAGAGACUUCAGUCAGAUUUUCUUGAGAAUGUUUAAAUAUGGCUUUUAUUGGAGGACUGAUAUCAUACUCCUAACUUUCCUUUCAAUAAAACGACUACUUAUCUUCAUUUCCCAAGCUCUAAUGUUCCAAAGACUUUAUGACUAUUGCUUUAGGAAAUGGAAAAGGUGUGAUAAGUUAUUGAAGGUGGUGACUGCUUUAGGGUUCUUGGCAGUGGAUGUAUGAUUGGUCAUGGUGAGUUUUAGGUUUGAGAGGGUGAUGGGGUGGUUGACUGGCAGUGCUUGGAGAGUGGGGGUUCAGAAUUGUGUUUGGGGGUAUCUUAUAUUUUAGCAGCAUUUACACUCAGAGAAGGUUAGGUAGCACAACUACCUUCUCUAAGUGCUGCUAUGAAAUAUUUUACUGACUCAUCUUCGGCUCCGAUAUCACCCUCGGCAUCAAUUAUGUUUAUAUCACAGAGAGUGAAACAAGCACUCAGAUAUGCAGUGGACUUUUUCUAUUCUCUGUACACUUAUUAAUACUGCUUGUGUUUAUAUUUCAUCAAGUUAAAUGCUGAGGACCUUAUUUUCCUCGGAGGUUGGCUAAUUUCCGCAGCUACAUAUUCAAAUUAGGCUCUGAGUUUGAUUCUUUUUACCUGAAGAAUAGGAUAGUUCCUGACUGAAGUUACUGAAUGAACUCCAUUGUUGAACCAUCAAUAUUGUAAAACAAGAAAUGUUCAUUGAUAAUUUUAUUACAUUUUACUCCACAGCAUAUCAAGGAAGAAGUGAUCUCUAUAGGAUACUAAUGCAUUAUAAAGAUGUCUAUAUCAAGACAAGAUGAAACCAUUAUUUUCACCCAGAAUGUUUUUACUGAGCCUCAUUGAUAGACCCCCAAAAAUGAUUAUGAGAGUCUCAUUUUGGAGAUAUUUUGAUUUAAGAUCUAUGCUCAGUUUACCAGAUUUAAUUAAUAAAGUUGCU